Entelurus aequoreus (snake pipefish) is the source of this 2965-nucleotide messenger RNA. RefSeq names its product nuclear receptor subfamily 1, group D, member 4b (gene nr1d4b). The coding region runs from base 361 to 2073 and encodes 570 amino acids. Gene Ontology annotation, molecular function: nuclear receptor activity; RNA polymerase II cis-regulatory region sequence-specific DNA binding; zinc ion binding. NCBI's taxonomy places the organism in Eukaryota, Metazoa, Chordata, Actinopteri, Syngnathiformes, Syngnathidae. The transcript has 8 exons. Gene Ontology annotation, biological process: positive regulation of transcription by RNA polymerase II; cell differentiation; negative regulation of transcription by RNA polymerase II. The record is from RefSeq and is a predicted model, not a curated record.
AGGGCGCCCGCGUAAGGGGAGCAAAGGGAAAAAAACCGGUCACAUUUCUCCGGCACCUGAAAACGUGCUAGUUAUUUCAGGACGCGUGUUGCUUAUUGAUGAGCGGGGGUGUGUUUAAACUACUUGUAGCCAUGGUAUCAUGGUGACUGUACAAGUGGUUCAGUGUCACACAGCCUCUGGAGGAGACGCACACAGACUCUCAGCAGGACCUUGAACAUUUCUUUUUACCUCUCGACAACAACUCGUCUGUGGGAUACUCUCUCCAUGAGUCUUUCGCCUGCUUCUACCAGACUACUCUGAAAGAGGCUUUAGAUAUUACCAGAACUGAGCGAACCAAGACAAAUCUAUCUACUCGGGAACAUGGACAACAGCCCAGGUGGUGGUGUCAUCCUCUAUGCCGGCUCCUCUGGCAGUGCCAGCCCAAGUCCUGGCAGCCCCUCCAGUGGAUACCAGACACAGUCACCCUCCUCCCACUCGCAGCCCUCGUCCCCAGAGGGUGUUUCCUUUCAGGAGAUUGGGGCCAUGAGACAGGGAGGGGAACAAAGGAGAGGGACGCCUUCCCCGAAAAUGGUCUUCCAGUUUCCCGAGGUGAACAAUGCUCCAGCUGCCCACGUUGCAAUGGUGUCAUCAGCAACCUACAACCACCCCACGGUGGCCAAAAGACCUUGUGGUUUUACUGGCACUUUCCCAAAAACUGGAGGGAUGGUGCUUCUAUGCAAGGUGUGCGGUGACAUCGCAUCUGGGUUCCAUUACGGUGUCCAUGCCUGUGAGGGCUGCAAGGGUUUCUUCCGACGCAGCAUUCAGCAGAAUAUCCACUACAAGAUGUGUGUGAAGAAUGAAAACUGUCUCAUCAUGCGCAUGAACCGAAACCGAUGCCAACACUGCCGCUUUAAGAAGUGUCUCUCCGUGGGCAUGUCCAGAGAUGCUGUGCGUUUUGGCCGUAUUCCCAAACGAGAGAAGCAAAGACUAUUGGAUGAGAUGCAGAGCUACAUGAACAGUCUAAAUGAAUCAGCCUCCAUGGAGAUGGAGGUGUCACCUCCCUCCGACACCCGCUGCAGCCCACAGAACCAGACGAACGAAGUAGCGGGCUCCAUCAGGCAGUCAUACCAAAGCGGCUUAAUCAACAGCGAGAAGAAACCUCUCAAGAGGCCAGCCAGCAACAGCAACCACGGCACCUCUUUCCAGAACAAUCCGGUUCAGGAAAGCUCCCCACUACACACAACGGCGAAUGCACAGCACACAUUCCAGAGGGAUCUGACGUCAGGAUACAAUGUCCCCUCAAAGUGCCCCGUCGCCCCCACCAAUAAUGACAACACCAUCAAUAACAACAUCAAUGUGUCCAAGUACAGCUUCACCAAUCAGAAUCAGUGUCCAGUCAGUCGGAACAUUUCGCCUCAGCCCUAUGCACCCAGUCAAAAGAUUGAUUCCCAGAAUCAAAACUCCUGUCCUUGGAAGCUAAAUGGUGGAGCCAAAGUGCUGGCAUGUCCACUCAAUUCUUGUCCGGUGGCUCCAGCCAGUCGCUCCAGUCAGGAAGUGUGGGAGUCUUUCUCGCAGUGCUUUACCCCAGCUGUCAAAGAAGUAGUGGAGUUUGCAAAGAGCAUCCCAGGCUUCCAGACCUUAAGCCAACAGGACCAAGUCAUGUUACUCAAAUCUGGCACAUUCCAGGUGUUGAUGGUGAGAUUCUGCUCAUUAUUUGACGCCAAGGAGAGGAGUGUAACCUUCCUAAACAGGCAGACAUACUCCCUGGCGUCACUACGAGCACUGGGCAUGGGCGUUUUACUGGAUGCCAUGUUUGACUUCAGUGAGAAGCUAGGAUCUCUUGGUUUGGAGCCAGAUGAGAUGGCGCUUUUCAUGGCUGUUGUGCUGGUUUCAGCUGAUCGCUCUGGUAUAGUGGAUAUGGGAGCAGUGGAACAGCUGCAAGAGAACCUCAUAAAAGCCUUGCGCUCGCUCAUCACAAGUCGCAGACCGGACGACAGCACCCUCUUCUCAAAGCUGCUGCUCCGUUUGCCUGACCUGCGGACCCUGAACAACCAGCACUCUGAUAAGCUUUUAGCAUUCCGCAUAGAUCCUUAAACAAGCACAAGGCCAAUGUCCUACUACGAUGCCUUGCUUUCGGGGAGCUUCCUUGCUUCCCAUUCAUUUAGCCACAGACACUGGCCUCUGCAUGACGGACUGAGUGUGAUGCUGUAAGAGAGGGGGCAAUGAAACAUAUCACUAAGGGAUGGGGGCUCAGCAGGAGGCGAAAGCCCUUGAACUCGACUGAUCUAUUGCUUCCAAACUGUCAAAAAGUACAUGAACUGAGUUCUUCCUUGGUUGGUUCAAGUCACCUCCUUUCCUGUUGUUCUUCACUUGGUCCUCCCAACCCACAAGGCAGCCAAGUACACACUCCAACCCAGAUGCAAGGAGUCUGUACACACCUUCACCAAGGAUGACGUUUGACUCUGCAUCCAGCCAGUAUAAAGUCCUUCUGUAGAAGUGACACAAAAGCUAAAUGAGUGGUCUAUGUGCUCCCUGUUAAAAUGAUGAUUUGCUUUUUUCAUGUCAAUAUUAAAUCACCCGAUUGUGAUUGAGAGAUGUAUAAAAUUUUUAAGAAAUGAGAAUAUUGUGUUGGUAUAUGUGCAAAUCAGGGAGAACUUAUUGGUCAUUUUGACCGAGUAUGAUAGGUUUAAGACAUUUUCUGUACAUUUUUGUAAAUAUGCUUGGUCGGUACUCAUGGUAGUUUGAAGACUUGUGGAUAUGUAAAUGAAGUUGUUAAGUAUUGUAUUAUGCCAGCAUCAUUAAUACAUUAUAAUAUGCUCUAUAGACUGCAACAUGAAGCAGCCUUUGAACCAUGCACUCUUUUUAUUUGAAAAUAUAUGAAAUAUAUAAAAAUAUAUUGUCAACUGACUGCAUCACCUUGUGUAUAUUUUUUAACUGUUUUGUGGUUACACCAUAGAGUACUAUUAUUAAAUAAUGUUAUAAAGCA